Molecule: messenger RNA, 1385 nt
Organism: Mya arenaria
Lineage: Eukaryota; Metazoa; Mollusca; Bivalvia; Myida; Myidae
Product: 15-hydroxyprostaglandin dehydrogenase [NAD(+)]-like
Exons: 8
Coding region: 132-929 (265 amino acids)
Cellular component (GO): cytoplasm
Molecular function (GO): oxidoreductase activity, acting on the CH-OH group of donors, NAD or NADP as acceptor
Source: RefSeq, a predicted model, not a curated record
GACCCGUACAUAAAUGUAUCAAGGAAGGUCAAUAAUUAGCACUGGUCUACCAUCAUGAAAACUUUGAUCAUUUGAAAGGAACAAAUAAACAUUCACUUUGAUAAAGUAAGAGGCCUCUUUAACUUUCAAGAAUGAAGAUACCGGGCGCAGUUGCCAUAGUAACGGGCGGUUCCCGUGGGCUUGGUCGAGCAUUCUCUGUGGAGUUGCUGAAGCGAGGCGCCAGGGUGUGUGUUGCGGACAUCAACGAGGCGGAGGGCCGUCAGACGGAGGCGGCACUGCAGCGACAAUACGGGGCGGACAAGGCGCUCUUUGUUAAAUGUGACGUAACAAAGGAUAACGACAUGAAAGAUCUGUGGCGGGUGGCGGUGGAACGCUUCACGACGGUCGACCUGAUGGUGAACAACGCCGGCAUCAUGAACGAAACUCUCGUGGAGGAGACUGUGCAGAUCAACCUGAUGGGAGCCAUGCGGGGCUCGAUGAUGGCGUUCGAACACAUGCGGAAGGACCGGGGAGGGAAGGGCGGAGUCAUCAUCAACGUCGCUUCCACCGCAGGGUUGUUCCCUGUGUUCUUCAUGCCCACGUAUGCGGCCUCCAAGUACGCCCUCGUCGGAUUUACUCGCAGCUGGGCCUCGAACCCGUGCCAGGCGAGGUUUGGUGUGAGCUGGGCGGUCCUGUGCCCCGCCUUCACCGACACGAGCAUGCUGUCCUUGGCCAUUGAUGGCUCCGACCCGCCCCUCGUCACCUACCAAGAGAACAAGGAGAUGGUUGUCACCACGGUCAAGUCAAUAGGCAUCAACAGCGUGGAUGACGUGUCCCGUGCGUUCGUUGAGCUGGUAGAGAAAGACGAUAACAACGGAGCCGUCGUCACAGUCGAGAAGAAGAUGGGCGGAGCCGUCUACCGCUUCGUUAAAAAUCCAAACCGUCUCUGACACCACCGCGUAUACUUAAAAGUCGACGUUUUACCCAACCCUAUCUAACGUACUUCGACCUGAAUUCCGUCUCAAAGAACUUACAUACCUAGACCGACGUCAACCAAACAUCUUCGCACACUGAACUUAUUAAAUGACAAUGUGCCAUAAUAUUACUAGAUCUUAUUUAAAUCAUUUUCGGCUUGGUUUUAUUUGGAUCUUGCUUUCAUUUACUGUCUGUUGCGUUGACAAUACUUUAAAAUUACAUUCGUGUGUGUCGACAUACGUUUUGACCCUAGCAUGAGAACCAACAUUACCCAUGUUGUUGUGUCAGUGCAUAAUAUAAUUAUUAUAUAUUUAUGUAAAUUGUUCAAUUGUUGACGGGUUUGUACAAAUUAAAAUUCAGUAGGUAUAUAUUAUAUGUAUAAAAGCUGUUUGUUUAGACUUUUAUUUUUAAAAUAAAUUAUUUUUACACUG